Astrephomene gubernaculifera is the source of this 3665-nucleotide messenger RNA. The record is from the annotation of a GenBank genome assembly. Lineage: Eukaryota; Viridiplantae; Chlorophyta; Chlorophyceae; Chlamydomonadales; Astrephomenaceae.
AUUUGAUCGCCUAUUAAGUUACAUAUAUUUCGUUUGGCAAAUCCGGAGUUGCGUAAACCCCUACUGUGUAACACGGUGAUACCUUGCGAGCAAGUGCAUACCACAGAAGUUACAGACGAACAUGCAAUCAGAACAAACUGCAUCAGAGCCGGGCGUCAACGCAGCCGCAAGCACGUCGACCACCGACAAGAAAAAGGAAUGUCCGAUAUGCGUGAUGUUUCGAGAGGGAGGGUGCGAGCAGGAGUUUAACAAUUUCAUGGACUGCGGUGUGCGGGGAGAAACUGGAGAUGGAGAUUAUAAGGACUGUAUCCCUCUGUUUGAGGCGAUGCGGCUAUGCAUGCAACGAAACCCGGCAGUGUUUGGCGCCGUGCUAAAUGACGUAGAGGAGCUUGCCAAGACGAACACCGAGUACCCACCACCUGUAGACGCCAACGCAGCAAGCAGAUGAGCCAGCAUUACGGACGUCUGGGCUGUUCUGGGUGUCCAUGGUCCUAUGCUUGCAUAGCUGUAAGGUCUUCCACGAUGUUCGUGAGGCAACUUAACCUGCAUACCGGUUUCGGACCCUAUGUAUAUAUUUAGCGCUAUUGAUGGACUGCCGGACUGGCACGAACCUAGCAGAUGGAGGCGUUGCCCUGGGGCCAUGUAUCCCUAUGGAACUCCCAUGGGGCCUCACCUUGGGUGUAUCCUUCUUGAGCGGUCACUACACGCAACAAUGUGGAACGGUGGCGACUGUGCGUCCAUCAGAUGGGAGUCCCGCUGGCAGUCAGCUCGGUUUCAUGGCUGCCACUGUGUCAGGGCUCGCUUUCAAGGCUGGCACUGAUGCAGCCUGCGAUUUUAAACAGUUGGAGGGAUAGCGGACUCCCCUUCAACUGUAGCGCACUGAUAGAGGGGGGACAUUGGUGGCAUGCUGUAAGACAGAUUGCGUGCGUUGGUACUGGGAAGUUCCUCUUGCCCGCGCAGUAACAACAUUAAUUAGGACAUUCCACGGCCGAAUGGGCAGCCGCCAGACCUAGAGAUUGGCAGUAGUAAGGGUACCGGACAAUGACUGCCACAGCCAAGGAGGCUUCGGCGUCCUGUACGGCGACCAAGUAACGCACUGCGAUAUACCUCUUUGUACAGAGGAGGAAAUUGUAUCUUACACUUCCCAUUACCAAUCCAAUUAUUGUUCCUGCCACGGGGGCCCAACCAAUAAAAAGGCAUUGCUGUAGUACGCUGCCAUUUGUGCGCAUAAAGAGCGCUGCUCGACAUAUUGCCUUUAUUUACACGACUAAGAGCAGGGUAACAACUUAAUUGCGAACAUGGCUCUCCGCACUAUUCCUGGGGUGUCUAUGCGCGCUAUUCCUGGGGUGUCUAUCCUUGCACCGGUCGCUGCCGGGCAUGGGGGCAUUUUGACACCACCGGCCCAGGAGUUCGUGGCGACGCUACACCGCGCAUUCAACCCACGCCGCAAGGAACUUCUAAAGCGCCGCGAUGAUCGCCAGAAGGAGCUCGACGCGGGCAGGCUUCCAAACUUCCUGGUGCAAACUGCUGCCAUUCGCGCCGACCCGAGUUGGCGCUGCGCCCCCCCCGCACCGGGCCUGGUGGACCGCCGUGUGGAGAUCACGGGCCCCGUUGACCGCAAGAUGGUCAUCAACGCCCUCAAUUCCGGCGCCACUCAGUACAUGGCUGACUUUGAGGACUCACACGCCCCCACCUGGAUCAACACCCUGGACGGCCAUGUCAACAUGUGUGAUGCCGUCCGCCGUACAAUCAGCUACACCGCCCCCAACGGCAAGCAGUACAAGCUCCGUACCGACGGCAAGCUCGCCACCCUGCUUGUCCGCCCCCGCGGCUGGCACCUGGAUGAGGCCCACUUCAUGGUAGAUGGCGAGCCCUGCUCCGGCUCGCUGUUCGACUUUGGGCUGUUCUUCUACCACAACGCGCGCGCCUGCCUGGACGUGGGCCUGGGCCCCUACUUCUACUUGCCCAAGAUGGAGAGCCACUUAGAGGCCAGGCUGUGGAACGACGUGUUCAACACGGCUCAGGACAUGGUGGGUCUGCCACGCGGCACCAUCCGCGCCACCGUGCUGAUCGAGACGCUGCUGGCGGCGUUUGAGAUGGAGGAGAUCCUGUACGAGCUGCGAGACCACUCGGCAGGUCUGAACUGCGGUCGCUGGGACUACAUCUUCUCCUUCAUCAAGAAGCUGCGCAACCACAAGGAGUUCGUGCUGCCCGACCGCGCCUCCGUCACCAUGACCUCGCCCUUUAUGGACGCCUACGUGCGCCUGCUCAUCAAGACAUGCCACAAGCGCGGCGUCCACGCCAUGGGUGGCAUGGCUGCUCAGAUCCCCAUCAAGGACGACCCGGUUGCCAACGACGCCGCGCUUGCCAAGGUGCGCGCCGACAAGCAGCGCGAGGUGACUGCGGGCCACGACGGCACCUGGGUGGCGCACCCCGCGCUGGUGCCCGUCGCCAUGGAGAUCUUCAACAAGCACAUGCCGCAGCCCAACCAGCUGCACGUGCGCCGCGAGGACGUCAAUGUGACCGCCGCCGACCUGCUGGACGUGCGCGGCGGCGCGCUGCUGGCGGAGGCGGGCAUCACGGAGAAGGGGCUGCGCGACAACAUGAGCGUGGGUCUGGCCUACAUGGAGAGCUGGCUGGCGGGUGCGGGCUGCGUGCCCAUCCACAACCUGAUGGAGGACGCAGCAACCGCGGAGAUCAGCAGGUCGCAGCUGUGGCAGUGGGUGCGCCACGGCGCGCGCACCACCGCCGGCACCGAGAUCACCGCCGACUACGUGAUGCAGCUGCUGCGGGAGGAGCUGGCGGCGCAGGAGGCCAAGAUGGGCGCUGAGAAGUUCGCCGCCUCCAAGUACCCCCUGGCGGCGCAGCUCUUCUCCAGCACCAUCACCGGCGGCCCCUACAGCGACUUCCUCACCACCCUCUGCUACGACCACAUCGUCACCAAGCCCGACACCACCCGUAACAUGGAUGUGGCGAGCUUGGACGCCGCCUGGGCGGCAUCCCCCGAACUGGUCACUGCCAACAGCGGAAACUAAAACUAUUGGGGGCGGAUUGGGGCGUGGUCUGAUGAACAGUUUGGAGUAGGAUGCUGGCCUGGGUUGGUAGGCUGCUGCGUGAUGCGGGUGAUACGUGGGGUGCGGCAACGUGGCAGUGGCAGCGUGUUUGAGUUUCGUGAUUGAGCGAGCGGUUGAUGAGCGGUUGAGAUGUACUUUGCGAUGAUGUUCGUACAACUGAUACAUACGGUACCGUGCUUGGAGAGGAGCGGUGAACUUGAAAAGAUGCGCAGAGAGGCUGUCUGUCCGAGGGGUAAGAUAAAAGGGCCCGCGAAGAAGAAGAAGAACAUACUGUGAUUGAUGUUGGAAGAUGAGUGGUAUGCGUGUAUUUAAACAUGGAGAGUGACAGCUGAAUUUGAACGUUUUAUUGGUUCCAAAGUACGAUAAUGCAGGUGGAGAGCUGUAACUGAAUGGAAGCGCUGCACCCAUGCACGCCAUUGGGCUUCUUGCGUUUGAUAAUCCUCUGAGCGUCGUAUAACUUGAAUGUGAGUGUGAGUGACUACCGGUAUUGUACUGUGAGUGUGAGUGACCUUCCCUAGUUUCAGGCCUGGUUGGCAGAUGUCAAUCUGCACGGGCCUGCAGCAACGUAAGCGCUGUAACAUACCCUGUGCG